Oryzias melastigma (Indian medaka) is the source of this 780-nucleotide messenger RNA. RefSeq names its product gastrula zinc finger protein XlCGF9.1. The transcript is spliced from 3 exons. Gene Ontology annotation, molecular function: DNA-binding transcription factor activity, RNA polymerase II-specific; RNA polymerase II cis-regulatory region sequence-specific DNA binding. NCBI's taxonomy places the organism in Eukaryota, Metazoa, Chordata, Actinopteri, Beloniformes, Adrianichthyidae. The record is from RefSeq and is a predicted model, not a curated record. Bases 220 to 705 code for a protein of 161 amino acids. Gene Ontology annotation, biological process: regulation of transcription by RNA polymerase II.
AAAUAAAGUUUUUUUUUUUUGAAAAAACAAACAGUACGAGUUGAUCCCGAAUAAACAGACGACCGUUUUUAUAAUGCUACCGUAGCAACAUCCCAACUAUAACAUCUUGUAAAACCAGUAGCUGUUAACCCGCUUUCUGGUUGGAAAAAAAGCUGAACUCAAGGCGGCGGUUCUUUUGGUUUGACUCUUGAAAGUUGAGGACGAGUUUGGCCUGCUGAGAUGUCUUCUGCAGAGACUACGACGUCCGCACUCCCGAGUCGUCCGGAUGAAGCAGCAGGCGGAAGCCAACAGCUGGAGGGAGCCCCCAAGACUGCCAAGCCUGGUCACCAGUGUCCGCAGUGUGGGAAGAUUUUCAGCCAAUCAGGAGGCUUGAAAGUGCACCUGCUCAUCCACACCGGGGAGAAGCCUUUCCCCUGUGCCCAGUGUGGGAAGCGGUUCAGGAGGAAGUGUCACCUGGUAUGCCACCAGCGCAUCCACACAGGUGAACGGCCGUUCACCUGCCGGGACUGUCAGAAGAGCUUCAAGGAGGUGGGGCACCUGAGGCAGCACCAGAGCAUCCACUCGUCGUUGGAGCCGUUCGUCUGCCGGGUGUGCAGGAAGAAUUUCAGGCUGCCGGCGCUUCUGAGGCAACACGAGAGGAUUCACCAGAGAGAAGUGCUUUACAUCAAGACCAGAAAAGAGAGGAAGCGGCUGCUGUACUCUUAGCCUUUGGAGGAACGUCAGGAACGACUCUCAGUCUGAGCAGAACAGCUCAGCUCUCAAUAAACACCUUCAAGGAAA